AUGUCAGAAAUAUUUACUAAAAAUGAUUAUCUUUUUCGUGAUGAUGAAAGUCUUAGUUCUCUUUCAUGUGAUGAAGAUUAUUGUACACAAAAUUAUAAUAUUCAAAAGAACGUUUGUUGUGUUUUAACAAGUCAUACAUAUAAUUUCUUAGAAAAAAAACCAUGGAUACAUAAUUAUAGUUCAACAUUUAAUACAAAAAAAAUUUAUUCAUCAACAAUAACUUAUGCAGAAGUUGGAUGUCAAACAUUUGAAUCUCUUCCUUUAUGCUAUGAUGUAUCAUCUCAAACUGAUAAAAUUAUUUUAAAGGAUGCACAAUAUCAAAUUGAAUACCCAAUAGAUACAAUUACAAUAGAAAUUACUUUUGAGGAGGCAUAUUUACGAUUAAUGAAAAUGAUGUCUUUUUUAAAUAAUAAAAAAGCAUGGUUAAUUUGGUACUCAAAUAAUAGUAAAAAAAAUAUGGAAUUUCAUGUAUCUGUUCAUACUCCUAAUACCAUAAAAGUUUUAGCUGUUACAUUGAAUAAAAAACACGUAAGUACAAAGAUUAAAAUUUAUUAA
This is a messenger RNA of Strongyloides ratti, 555 nucleotides long. RefSeq lists its product as hypothetical. The record is from RefSeq and is a predicted model, not a curated record. Lineage: Eukaryota; Metazoa; Nematoda; Chromadorea; Rhabditida; Strongyloididae. The transcript has 3 exons. Bases 1 to 555 code for a protein of 184 amino acids.